Cyprinodon tularosa is the source of this 1332-nucleotide messenger RNA. RefSeq names its product bMERB domain-containing protein 1-like. The record is from RefSeq and is a predicted model, not a curated record. The coding region runs from base 144 to 716 and encodes 190 amino acids. The transcript has 6 exons. NCBI's taxonomy places the organism in Eukaryota, Metazoa, Chordata, Actinopteri, Cyprinodontiformes, Cyprinodontidae.
CAUCUGGCUGUCUUUGCCUCGGUGCAUCCAUGACUGACUGCUGAUGACUCAGAAAUACAUCAACAACCCGCCUGUAAGACCCUCCCCUCCAGUUAUCUGUGCUGCCAGCCUGCCUCUACGGCCGGAGAGCAGCUGCAGCACCGAUGGAGAAGAAGCAAGGAUCUGCUCAUCAGUAUGGUUCACUGGAGCGUACAGCAUGGAGCAGAGAUGCCAAACAAACAGAGGACGACGUCGUGUCCAUGGCCGACUCCACCAUCACUGCGGACGACAUCGAGGGCGAGCUCUUCAAGAUCGAGAGGAUCAGGGACAUCCUGGUGAGGAGGGAGUCGGAGCUCAGAUACAUGAUGGAUGAUAUUCAGCUGUGUAAAGAGAUUACUCGUCUGAAGAAGGAGCUUCACAAAUUAGUGUCUAUACCAGAUAAGGAGAAGUCCAACGAAGAUCGACAGAAGGAAGAAGAACUGUUGCAGCAGAUUCACAAACUAGUGGAGACCAGAGAUUUCUUAGUGGACGACGUGGAGUUUGAACGCCUCAGGGAAAAAGAAGAAGAUAAAGAAAUGGCCGACUUCUUAAAGUCCAGAUUACCGAGAAAUAUGAAGAAAGCAGGUGCAUCAUCAAGAAAAGUAGCAGCCAGAGCCCAGCAGACGUCCUCUCCGUUCGCUAAGACAGGCCUUACCCUCCUAAAGGAGUGCUGUGGCUUUACAUGCUCCAUCAUGUAGACUGCAGCCCUAACAGACUUCCAAACCGAGACCAAGGGAGACGUAUCACCAGGUUUCCUGCUCCGCAUGAGGAAGAGAUGCACAGAGACAUGGAUGGUCCUCUGAAAAAAAUACUGUCGUGCAAAAAUGAUUUGGUGUGAAUUUGAAUAUUCCUUUCUGGACUCUGCUUUAUGUCUGUGCUUCUCAUCUCAGCCAAACUACUGUAAAUACUUUAUUUUACUUCAAGUGCUAAAGGCUCAAAAGAGCCAAGCACGAAUUAUGCCAGAGUACUUUCUGUGAACGCGCUAAUUGGAUCCAACUAUCAUGACUUUCCCACAUGUUCUAUAUUUAGAGUUGUCAUGCAUCUCUGAUAAUUGUCCAGAAGUCUGAGCUGUGCAGGGAGCGAGCCAGUCUGGAUACAGCUAGAAGUUACUAAUUAGUGGUAGGAGCCAUGCAUCCGUAGUAAUGAAGCUAAUGAAACCAUUCAGGCAGGCUGUCAGCAUCAAGCUGUGUGCGAUGUUCCUCCUUUUAAAAGAAGCUGUGAUGUGUUUCUGCUCUACUUUCCCUUUAACCCUUUAAGCCCAGAGGGUCUCAGGAGCAAAUUCCGCCUUAAAUUCCGUAUGUGAAUUAAAGCAAG